UCCUUGUAAGAAAACGAAAAAUAAAAAGGUGGCUGAGCAGAGGUGAGAUGGAUGAUGAUCAUCGCUGAAAAAUGACGACGACGAAGAUGACAUCUCACUGAAGCUCAAGAAACACCAUCAAAAACCCAAUUUUCACUUGUUUUUUCUUUUAUUUUCUCAUAUUUUUUGCUUGAAAAGUUGUAAACCCUCCGCCGCUUGAAGACAAAACUGUGAAGACUCUCAUACUCUCUUGACCCAGUAAUCCAGGCAAACCCUUAUAUAUAUAUGUAUGUAUAUAUGUAAAUAAAUAUAUUUCGAAUUUCACCAAUACCCAAAUCGCAAUUUCCAAUUGGGAACCCAAAAACCCUAGAAAGAUCGGAUUUUGGAGUGGAUCGGGUGAGGAGGAAGAGGAAGAAGAUGGGGGAUAAACAGGACGACGAUCGGAGUCAGAGCAGCGACUACACGUCGGAGGACGAAGGCACCGAGGACUACCGGCGCGGCGGCUACCACGCCGUCCGAAUCGGCGACACUUUCAAGAGCGGACGGUAUGUCGUUCAGACCAAGCUCGGCUGGGGCCAUUUCUCCACCGUCUGGCUCGCCUGGGACGCCCAACACUCCAGAUUUGUUGCUCUGAAAGUGCAAAAGAGUGCUGACCACUACACCGAGGCGGCCAUGGAUGAGAUAACCAUCUUGAAACAGAUUGCAGAGGGAGACCCAGAUGAUAAAAAAUGCGUGGUGAAGCUUCUAGACCAUUUUAAGCAUUCGGGUCCGAAUGGGCAACAUGUUUGUAUGGUUUUUGAGUACUUGGGUGAUAAUCUGUUGACGCUUAUUAAGUAUAGUGAUUACCGGGGAGUGCCACUACAUAAGGUUAAGGAGAUUUGUUAUCAUGUUUUGGUUGGAUUGGAUUAUUUGCACAGACAGCUGUCGAUUAUACACACUGAUUUGAAGCCAGAGAAUAUCUUGUUGAUGUCAAUGAUAGACCCGCUCAAGGAUCCGACAAAGUCAAGAGCACCUCUUAUUCUUCCGGGUGGUAACGACAAGGAUGCAUCGGAGUCAGGGUAUGCAAAAGUGUUAAAUGGGGAUAUGAGUCGGAACCAGAAGAAAAAGAUUAGAAGAAAGGCGAAGCGUGCAGCUCAAGAGUGCGUGGAUAGAGAUGAAGCUGAUGCUGAUGUAGAAACAUCCACUGAGGUAGAGGCAUCUCCUAACACAAGAUUGAAUGUGCGUUCUGUCGAAGACCAGUCUACUAGUUCUGUCAGUGCGAAUAGAUCAUCAGAUGCUGGUGGGCCAAAUGGCUCUCGUCCAGGAAGUCAGGGUAGUAAGAGAGGCAAUCGCACCACAAGGCAGAAGUUGUUGGCAUCAAUUGACCUGACGUGCAAAUUGGUUGAUUUCGGGAAUGCAUGUUGGACGUACAAACAGUUCACAAACGAUAUCCAAACAAGACAGUAUAGGUGUCCAGAGGUCAUCCUCGGCUCAAAAUAUUCAACCUCGGCAGAUCUUUGGUCUUUUGCAUGCAUUUGUUUUGAGCUUGCAACUGGUGAUGUACUCUUUGAUCCCCACAGCGGUGACAACUUUGACAGGGAUGAGGAUCACUUAGCAUUGAUGAUGGAGCUUCUUGGAAUGAUGCCACGAAAGAUUGCCUUAGGUGGUCGAUAUUCUAGAGAUUACUUUAAUAGAUACGGGGAUUUGAGGCACAUUCGUCGCUUGCGUUUUUGGCCCCUGAAUAAGGUUCUGGUAGAAAAGUACGAAUUCAGCGAGAAAGAUGCAAGUGAAUUAACCGACUUCCUUGUUCCCAUCCUCGACUUUGUCCCUGAGAAACGGCCUACUGCUGCACAGUGCCUUCUUCAUCCAUGGAUCAAUGCAGGUCCUCGGCUACUGGAACCAUCUAUAGCUGCUGAUAAAAAACAAGGAGUGGGCAGUGACACGGCUGAAGAAAACCAGAGGGAAAAAGACGAGAGGGAGGCAAUGGAGGUUGGAGUGGGAAAUAUCGCCAUUAAUUCCGAUUCUAAACGGGUCAAAGAUGUCCCAUCCAGUAGUAAACCUUCCAGGGCAGCCGAAGGUAAUCUAUCCAGGUAGAGUUGUAGCAUAAGUUUUGUCUACGGAUAUGCCUCUUCAUCGGAUUUUUUGUUCGACUGCGGAAUUUCUGGCAAAGUGUGACUGCUUCCGGCUCGAGUUACAAACUUAUUUUUUGUGGUUGGGAGGAGGAUGAUAGAACUUGAGCAUAGGGAAAUUUGGUGCUCCAAUUAUAAAGGGAACAUCCUUUCAGCCGCAAUUGCCAAACACUCUACACUCUUCUCUGAAAAUAUUCAUUUCAAUGUGAUUCAUUUCAUGUACUACUGAAUACCAAAUUUGAAAUAUAAAAAUUCCCAUAAUGUUUUA
Molecule: messenger RNA, 2355 nt
Organism: Pyrus x bretschneideri (Chinese white pear)
Lineage: Eukaryota; Viridiplantae; Streptophyta; Magnoliopsida; Rosales; Rosaceae
Product: SRSF protein kinase 2
Exons: 4
Coding region: 397-2052 (551 amino acids)
Biological process (GO): protein phosphorylation; regulation of mRNA processing; spliceosomal complex assembly
Molecular function (GO): ATP binding; protein kinase activity
Source: RefSeq, a predicted model, not a curated record